UUUGUAGUCCAUGCGUAUCGGUUUUAUUUUUCCUUCCGUGUAAGUUUAACACUAGUCUUUACUGAUUCAGACGUUUAAUCUGGUUUUCUGUACGCAGUAUUUUCAGUCUUUUUAGAUAUUGAAAGGAUAAAAUAACUUUCAAGCUGUGAGCGAUAACGACAGCAAUCUGCGCCAGUAAAAACUCGUGAUGGAGUGGCUGACACUUCUAUUGUUGUCAUAUUUCAGUACCAGAGGUGUUGCGUUGAAUGAAUGUGCUACUUGUGAAUGCUGUAAAGGUGGAUAUUCCCGUUGUCAAUACUACAACUUUACCAGUAAUUUCUGUCUGGACGGCUGUAUUGAUGGGUAUUUUGGAAUACGUUGCCGACACGCUUGUAUAACCAAUUGUCAGAAUUGUUCAGUUGCAACUCACUGUAUAAAAUGUAACAUAGGUUUCUAUGGAUCAUAUUGUAAAAACUGUCCAAAUAACUGUUUAAGCUGUUCCAAUUUAAACUCAUGCUAUAGCUGUAAAGAUGGAUAUUAUAACGGUAGACAUUACGACAGUAAUUCCUAUCCGAUUUAUUCCGAUUGUAGAUAUAAAUGCAAAAAUAAUUGUAAAUCAUGUACAUCAUUUACGACAUGUACCAAAUGUGUAGAUGGGAAAUAUAACGGUUUGCGCAAUGAUUGCACAGAAAGCUGUAAUCCAGCAUGUAAAUCGUGUACAUCGUAUAACAACUGCACCGAAUGUGCAGAUGGGAAAUAUAACGGUUUGCACAAUGAUUGCACAGAAAGCUGUAAUCCAGCCUGUAAAUCAUGUACAUCGUAUAACAACUGCACCGAAUGUGUAGAUGGGAACUAUAACGGUUUGCACAAUGAUUGCACAGAAAGCUGUAAUCCAGCAUGUAAAUCAUGUACAUCGUAUAACAACUGCACCGAAUGUGUAGAUGGGAAAUAUAACGGUUUGCACAAUGAUUGCACAGAAAGCUGUAAUCCAGCAUGUAAAUCAUGUACAUCGUAUAACAACUGCACCGACUGUGUAGAUGGAAACUAUAACGGUUUGCACCAUGAUUGCACAGAAAGCUGUAAUCCAGCAUGUAAAUCAUGUACAUCGUAUAAUAACUGCACAACCUGCAAUUCUGGAAACUAUGGAUCAUCUUGUCAAUACGACUGUGGACGUGGUUGUCAAAAUCAGCAGUGUGAAAUGAAUAGUGGAAAUUGCACAUGUUUAUUACGUUUUCAAGGAGAUAAAUGUGAUCAAUGUGUCGCUGGUAAAUUUGGAAUCAACUGUGAACAUGAUUGUCCAGGGAGUUGUAAAGGAGGUGAAUGUGAACAUAUCACAGGUGCUUGCAUACCUUUUUGUACAACUGGCUUUACUGGAGAGAAAUGCGAUACAUGCGAGUUUGGAUUUUACGGACCGUCUUGCCAGGAAUGUCCUGGACACUGUGAGGAUUGCAAGACAGAGACUAAAUGUUUCGCCUGUAAAGUCGGGUUCUGGGGAGAGACUUGCCAACAUACUUGCCCUUCAAACUGUCAUAAUCAUACUUGCCGAAAACAAUCUGGAGACUGUGAAAUAGAUUGUGCACGAGGAUAUUGGGGAGCUAAAUGUAACUUCACUUGUCAUAGAAACUGUGCGCUUGGGACUUGUAAUAGCGCAACAGGCGUGUGUAGUGAUGGUUGCAAUAUUAAUUAUUAUGGAAAGCAAUGCAACAUGUCUUGUUCGACGACAUGCUUACCGGACGGCAAUGGAAGAAUGUGUUUUCAUUUGAAUGGAAGUUGCGUAAGAGAUUGCCAACAUGGAUUUUAUGGUGACAUGUGUCAAUACCGUUGCAUUGAAAAUUGCAUCAAUGUUAUCUGUUCAAGAACAAGCGGUGCAUGUAACCUCGGCUGCGUUGGAGGAUUUGAAGGAAAUAAUUGCACGAAACCUAUCUCAUGGGCAAUACCCGAUCAUGGAAACACAGCAGAUUCUUCUAAUGUCAGUGCAUUCAUUGGAGUUGGAGUUGGAUCAAUGGCAGUCACUGUUCUUGCUGUUGGAAUAGCCAUUGUAAUAAGACGAUACCUUAGAUAUGGCCACAUAAAAAGGCACACAUCAGAACACACACAUGAGUUAACAGAUGCUCAGCAGGAAAAUAUUAGUAAUGAACUGCUGAAUAUAUCAUCAACAACUGAUUCUGGCUAUGCAAAUUCAACAUUCCCUGCAUAUGAAGAGUUAAAAGAAAGUAGCAAAGUUUCAAAUACUUACGAUCAUAUUAGUGGUACAAAUAUCAUCUGAGCAGAACGCAUUUCUGUCACUGUAUUCUACCAGGGUUGAUUAAGUUGCAUUCGUGCCAUUUCCUCAUCUUUUUGUAAAUAUUUGUGUCCUUGCUGUGUGAAAAGUUGAGUCUGUAUCGGUGAGGCCGUAAACUUCUGUAAAGUAUUAUUUACAUACUCAGAGAUGUUUAUAUGGAGAAAGAUGACACAAGUGAUUAUAGAAAUAUAACUGCAGGAAACAUGUCAGUUCCUAUCAAACAUUACUUAUCGGCAAUAAUUAUUGUACAAUGAAUAUGUUCUAAGUGAGUUAACAUAAAAAAUGCAUAAUAUUUUUAUGAAUUAUUCAAACGCGUCAAAUAGAAAGCAACAUAAUUGUUUCCUGACUAGGCACAGAUAUACGUACUUUGAAACAGUAUGUAAACUUGCCAAGAAAUGAGUUCAUUUUAAAUUUUUAAACUUGUUAAUGUUAACUUUUACGUAACAUUAAUUAAUGAUAAAAGUAAGGUUAAUUACGAUUUAGUGAUAUCGUGUGAUAUACGCGAGAGAUACAUAACGUUGAUCUAUUUUCGGGUUAGCAUUUCUACCAAGGGUUAUCGUGCAUGUACAUUUGUAAAUAGAAUGUUUCGAGGUUUGGUAAAUGUUUAUAUUAUCAUAUUAUAAUAUAUCAAUUCAGAUUAAAAUGUUAUUAGAUAGUAACGUUCAGUAAAGUUGUACAAUUACAUAAUAGUAAGUACGUUUAAUUUACAGUCUUGCAUUUUAUAGUUUUUAAUUCAUGCCUGAAAACUAUAUAACUAUGAUAUUUAAAUUAGCUGCAUCAACUACAGUACCCUUGUGUUUAUUAAUUUUAUUGUUAAAAUUAGUAAUUCGUCCGAUGACUCUCUAUUUACUUUGAAUUUUUUAAAAUGCAAAUAUCCAACUUGGUUACGUUUCAUAACAUUCUAGCCGAAAUAUUCUAACACAUUUAUUUAGGCAUUUUAGGCAUACAAAAAUGUAAUUCUGGCUCGAAAUAAAGGAUAUCGAUUGCCAAAAUAUGCCAGAAAUCAACUUCACCUCCCAUCAAUUAAGACGUUUAAGUUUCUAUGUUCGGCAUGUCUGACAAAUAAUAGGAAAACGACUGACUGAAGAAUUUCACUCCUGUUGUAUCACGAAAGUGACACGCAUAUUCUUCGUUUUAUCCAUUGUCUGUAUUAUAUCAGUUUACACAAUAUCUUUACUGCUCAAGGCUGCAUGAUGUUCUUUCAUUUUUUCUAUUGUAUAAUGACGUCCUUUUGUGUAUUGCUUUUAGUGAGUCAGACUUCUGUUUUUGUUAUGAGAAAGAAGAAUGAAUUUUUAAAUCUACCGUUACAUUUUGUGUUAAAUUAUGUCGUAAAAGAAAUUACAAUUCUAAUACACUAAGAACUAUUUGACAAAUGACAAGCAUUUUAGUUUAUGUAAUAAAUUUACUCGGACAACAAAUAUUCAUUUCUUAUCAAAGCAUGUCCAGAAAUACAGGAAAGUGCUAUUACAUUAGCAGUUUACAGCUACGUAAAAGAACACGCUUUGAAUACAAAUACUAGCCAUAUGACUCUGACAGCGAUUCUGAUUUUGACAGGUUUUGUUUGUAAAAUAGAGUUUUUCCUUCAGAACUUAAAUAAUAUAUGAUACCAAACAAGGAAUUAUACAUCUUGUAUUGAUAUAUAUAUUUUAUUACUUAGUUGACAUUUGGGACUGCUUUGGUAUUUUCACAUUCCGAAAAGAUACAUAUCUAUUUAAAGAUAUAUAUACAUGUAUCAAUAUAUGAAAGCAGCAUUCCGGUUAACACAUUAUAAGGUAGAGUAAAAACAACGCAGAAAACGCACCGGGGGACAUUUAAUGUGGUAUGCUACGCUUUUCGAAACCCGACGUUUGUUUUGUACGGUCAAAACAAGCAGGUCUAGACAAAUGAUCGUAAUGCGUGUCUUAUACGCUGUUUUUUUCUGCGUCUAAUGCCGUUUAAUGCGUAUCAAAGAUGUAUGACUACAUAAUUCUUAAUACAUGACAGAAAAAAGGGUCUGAAGAAGUAUUCAUAAUAUUUGUAAUAUACAUACAUGUACACUGUUAAUAUAUUGUUCAGCCCUGCAAGCUGCAAGUUUAUACUGCAAACUGCUGCAUCGUACAGAUACAUUUACAUAUACAUGCACAUUAUAUACAUGUAGGAUGUCCAUCUAAAGAAAUGAAAAAAUAAAUCAAUAUGAAAACAAAUGGAUUCAGAUGAUUUUGAAAUUCUUAUCACUAUGCAUGUAACAUUGUCUUGUUGAAAAUGGAUAUACUGACCACAAUAGUUUUAUGAAGUAAAGUUUAGUAUUCAUGUAAUCAUUUAUGUUUUUUUUCUGAAAUAUUGUAUAUUUAUUUGAAAAUGUCAAGAUGAAAUU
Molecule: messenger RNA, 4613 nt
Organism: Mercenaria mercenaria
Lineage: Eukaryota; Metazoa; Mollusca; Bivalvia; Venerida; Veneridae
Product: multiple epidermal growth factor-like domains protein 10
Exons: 7
Coding region: 188-2245 (685 amino acids)
Molecular function (GO): scavenger receptor activity
Source: RefSeq, a predicted model, not a curated record